AUGACUGCCAAUAUAAUUGAUAUUGCACCUACUGCGACUCUUACCAUCAAUAUGGAAUUGAACACCAACCCCAAGUCGAAAGCAAAGAAACCAACGAGUCAACGGGCCGUGCAGAGAGCGGACGGAGUUGUGGUCGAACGUCCACAGUACAAGCCCAGCGAUGCACCAGAUCCAAGAACAAGCUUUGCAUGCAAGAAAAACAUGUUCUUUGUGAAGGAAUUGACCUACUUUAUAUCGGGUCAUUCCUAG
Messenger RNA from Plenodomus lingam JN3, 249 nucleotides. Lineage: Eukaryota; Fungi; Ascomycota; Dothideomycetes; Pleosporales; Leptosphaeriaceae. The record is from RefSeq and is a predicted model, not a curated record.